Molecule: messenger RNA, 549 nt
Organism: Lottia gigantea (owl limpet)
Lineage: Eukaryota; Metazoa; Mollusca; Gastropoda; Lottiidae
Exons: 2
Coding region: 1-549 (182 amino acids)
Source: RefSeq, a predicted model, not a curated record
AUGUCUUUAAUAAAUGUCCAUCCUCCUAAAACGUAUUUCGGUGCGGGAGACAUUCAAAAGUCAUUGGGUUCUCUUCCUGGAUUCCCAUGGGCAAAAUAUCCCGGAGAAAAACAUCUCCCAGGGCACAAUUAUACAGGUCCAGGCACUAGGUUAGAUCUGCGUUUAGACGAAAAUGAUAAUCCCAAACACGACAUACUGUACAGAAAUAAAGACGUAACAUUCAAACACCAAGCAGACAAACAAAUGAUAGACGAACUCGAAAAUAUUCCCAAUCCCACUUUCAAAGAGAAAUUACAGAGGGCUCUUAUCAUAAAACUCUUGAAGGCAAAAUUGAAAUUGGGUAUGGGCAUAGCAGACGAGAUUCACAAAGAAUUUCGAAAAAACAACGCUUUCCAGAAAAGAUCGCCGAACCUUGGUGUUUGUUUUGAACAUGGCGACAAUGGCGACAAUUACAUGAUGUCUGGUAGAAAGGUUACAUCGGCUAUUGGACUAACGAGAUAUUCAUCGUUGAUUAAGGAAACAACACAUCACCCCCCACGUAUGAAUUGA